Molecule: messenger RNA, 1821 nt
Organism: Scleropages formosus (Asian bonytongue)
Lineage: Eukaryota; Metazoa; Chordata; Actinopteri; Osteoglossiformes; Osteoglossidae
Gene: tfec
Product: transcription factor EC
Exons: 8
Coding region: 153-1382 (409 amino acids)
Biological process (GO): regulation of transcription by RNA polymerase II
Cellular component (GO): nucleus
Molecular function (GO): RNA polymerase II cis-regulatory region sequence-specific DNA binding; protein dimerization activity; DNA-binding transcription factor activity, RNA polymerase II-specific
Source: RefSeq, a predicted model, not a curated record
UGGCUGUUUAGCAGGCCCGCUCAGCUUAUAAGUGUCAGGAAGGGUUCCUCACGGGCAGUCGCUAAGGCUCCUCUAAAGAAGAGAGCUGUGCGGUGCUUCCCACUGGACCUGUUCCUACUGGAAGGCUGGCCUGGAAGGGUUCUGCUCGGAGAAUGCCACACUUAGCUGACUGUAGCUACUACAAGAUGCGAGACGGAAGCCGAGUACUGAACGUCCAGACUCACCUGGAAAAUCCGAAGUACAGUCUCCACCCAACUCAGGUGCAGCAGGUGAAGCAAUACCUGACCCUGGGCUCCAAGCUCGCUGCGCACGGCCCCCCUGGGCCCAUCCCGCACCCGCACCCGCACCCAGGGCAACACGUCGGCUCUGUGGCCGUGAUGCGGAAUGGGCACCUGGGUGCAGCCAGCGACGGCAGCACCCCCGGAAGCCCCGUCACACUAAUGAGCCUCACUGGGGGCCACGACGGCGAGUUCCCAAUGGAUGAAGUUAUUGACGACUUAAUUAGCCUUGAAUCCAGCUUCACUGAUGAAGGCUUGGGGCGUAUGGAUCCUCAUGCCAUGCAGAACAAUGUGUCCCUCAGCGGCAGCAUGUUGGAAGCUUUUGGCGCAGAGCAAGGUAUGACUGCCCCUAGUGGCGGAAUGACACCUGCACCAUGCGCCACAAAGCUCACUGUAAAAAGUGAAGUCACAGAACAUGACACAAGAGUUUUGGCCAAAGAACGUCAGAAAAAAGACAAUCACAACUUAAUUGAAAGGAGGAGGAGGUACAACAUCAACUACAGAAUCAAGGAGCUCGGGACACUUAUACCAAAAUCCAAUGACCCGGAUAUGCGCUGGAACAAGGGCACCAUCCUCAAGGCAUCUGUGGAGUACAUCAAGUGGCUGCAGAAGGAGCAGCAACAUGCUCGUGAGCUGGAGGGCCGCCAUAGGAAGUUGGAACAGGCCAAUCGCAGGCUGCUGCUCCGCAUCCAGGAGCUGGAGAUCCAGGCCCGUGCUCAUGGCCUUCCCAAUGUGACCCCUUCUCAGGGUCCAACAGAAGCGUCUUCGCACCUUAUGAAGCAGCAGCAACAGCAGCAGCAGCAGCCAACGGAGCCACUGUACCAGGAGGACCCGGGUGGGGAUUAUGCAGCGCAGGCAGUUGCACCAACGAUGGCCCCCGCAGAGCACGCCGAUGGCCCCGCAACCUUCUCAGACCCGCUCUCUCACUUUACGGACUUCUUUAGUGCUACGCUCAAGGACGAGCACCGUUUGGACCACAUUCUGAUGAACGGUUCACUGUCACCCUUUGGAGGUGAUCCACUCCUCUCUGCGACCUCGCCCGAUGCCUCCAAGGGGAGCAGCCGCAGAAGCAGCCUCAGUACAGAUGAUGGAGGUGACCUAUGACCUAUGAACCCCAUUCUCAUGUGUCACCUCACCACUGCCACCUUUUGGUCCCCCCCUCAAUGCAGCUCUUCCCAGUUUCGCUGAGAAAGGCUUCCAGAGCCAGAAGAGGCUGUUUGGCAACAUGAUGGACAUUGACAGACACAAAGCCAAGGACCAAAGUAAAAGGGAGACAGAUGGACUGCAAAUGCUGCCAGUACUGACCUACAGCUCACACUAUUUACUGUCAGUACCUAGACUUAAUCUGCAAAUACAGAUCCUUGGGCUAAGGAGCAACAGUCCACCCUGUUUCACAGGGCAGUGCCAUCCUUCAAAAGGCCAAAGCUGAUGUUCACACCUCUUAUUGUCUACAGUUCUGUAUUUCUAACAACAGCCUUCUAUGUUGCUUGUAAUUAUAAUUUUUUUUUUUAAUUUAAAUGUGUUUUUUAACUAUUUAUAUUUA